AUGAAGUCUACCUUCCUCUCGAUUGUGUCGCUGGUCGGCCUGCGCUUUUGCGCCGGCAGCCAAACUCCAGGAUUGCAAUGGGACCCUGACACAAUCGCCUCCUGCGUCGAGUGGUAUGACAAUGACGAAGGUCUUACAUGCGAGGAAGCCAGAAACUACUGGGGCAUCACGCCUGAGCAAUUCACCGAAUGGAACCCUUCGGUCAGUCUCGACUGCGAGCCGUGGAGAUAUCAAUCCUACUGCAUCGUAACCCAGGAGAGACUGGACAAUUCAACCAAGACAACCACAACAUCCAGGCCAGCAAGCACUCCUACCACCACCCAACCCACCCUGGGCCCUUCUCCAACGGCAUGGACUCCUUUGGGCUGCUACUUCGACGACCCCAAGCUGCUGCCGCUUCUCCAGACGCGCGUGAGCAAGGAGGGUGGCAACCCCGUGCUGACGAUCGCCAAGUGCCAGAAUGCCUGCUACCUCGCGGCGCUUACAUUUGCAGGGGUCAAGGCCGGUAACGAGUGCUGGUGCAGUCCCUUCGUCGCUGGCGAGCACGCUCGUAACCAGACCGACUGUAACCUGCCCUGCACCGGUGACAAGAACGAGAUCUGCGGCGGCAAGGAGUCCGUCAACGUCUUUGAGCCCGUCACGGCUGAUGAAGAUGAACCAGUGCACAAACCUACUACUACUACUACUACUACUCCUACUACUAGUACCAGUACUCCUACCCCUGGUACCAGUGGCGAUAGUGGAAAUGGUGCUAACGACGACCCUGCCAAGUCUGGGGCGAUGAGGAACUUUGCACUAUUUUAA
Messenger RNA from Aspergillus fischeri NRRL 181, 804 nucleotides. RefSeq names its product WSC domain-containing protein. Gene Ontology annotation, cellular component: plasma membrane. Bases 1 to 804 code for a protein of 267 amino acids. The transcript has a single exon. The record is from RefSeq and is a predicted model, not a curated record. Lineage: Eukaryota; Fungi; Ascomycota; Eurotiomycetes; Eurotiales; Aspergillaceae.